AUGGAAAAGCACAACGCCAGCCACGUGGAGCUCGAGGACAGAGCGUCCCCCGGCAAUGUCCCUGACGGCUAUUAUCCUACGACAGCAGAAGAGAGACGGCUGUCCAGAGCAGUGAACCGGAAGCUCGAUAUCUUUGUCCUUCCUUUUCUCGCCCUUCUCUAUCUGUUCAAUGGCCUCGACCGGUCAAAUGUCGGCAAUGCCGAAACGCAAGGCUUCUCCAAGGCGAUUGGUGCCAAGUCCCAGGAUGUCAACGAUGCCGUCUCGUUGUUCUACAUCACCUUUGUCAUCUUCCAGCCGAUCUCCGCGGGGGUUGGCAGGAUCGUCGGAGCGAAACAUUGGAUUCCGUUCCUCAUGAUUUCUUGGGGCACCUUGACCCUAGCCCAUGCCUUCAUUCAUGGCCGAGGUCAGCUCAUUGCUCUGCGACUCUUGAUUGGACUGUUCGAGGCCGGUUUCUAUCCCACGUGCGUUUUCUAUCUGUCGACCUUCUACACCCGUUUUGACUUGGGUGUGCGGAUUGGCUUGUUCUACGGCCAGUAUGUCGUGGCUGGUGCAUUCUCCGGUGCUAUCGCAUAUGGAAUCUUUCAAAUGGGGGGUCCUCUGGCUGGCUGGCAGUACUUGUUCAUCAUCGAGGGCGCAUUAACCAUGUUCAUCGCCAUCGUCGCCUGGUUCUGGCUUCCCAUGGGUCCCGGCUCAGCAUGGUUCCUCACGAAGGCCGAAAAGGAGUUUGCUGUGGAGAGGAUUCGUAUCGAUAGCGAGAAAUACGUGUUGAAGGAGUAUGGUCCGGACGGCAUUCAGAAGAGUUCCGAGCGGUUGAACCGACGGGACGUGAUUGAGACGAUAAAAGACUGGAAGCUCUGGACGGUCCUGAUCUUCAAUAUUUGUGCGAGCGUGCCCCCUAAUGCCUUUUCGGUGUUUCUGCCUUUGGUCGUCAAGGGUCUGGGGUAUACGUCCCUUAAGGCGAAUCUGAUGUCGGUGCCACCCUAUGUCUGCGGUGCCGUAGGCCUGCAUCUGUUCGCCUUCAGUUCGGACCGACGCAAGGAGCGCGGUUUCCACAUCAUCGCCGGUUUGAUCAUCUGCCUCAUCGGUCUCAUCAUCACCGUCACCGUACUGAAUAACGGCGUGCGCUACUUCGCAUUGUGCGUCCUGCUGGUGGGAAGUUAUGUCACUGCUCCGUUGACCGUGGCCUGGCUCAGCGGCAAUACUCCUGAACCCGGCAAACGCGCCCUCGUCAUCGGCGUCAACGGCUUCGGGAACCUCUCCGGCGUCAUCGGCUCGCAGCUCUUCAGCGCAAAGUACGCACCGCGCUACCUGGUCCCGUUCUACGCGACACUGGGCUUCAUUGCCUUCGCCUUGGCCGGAUACAUCGGCUACCGGUUCCUGCUGCAGGCUGUCAACCGGUACCGCGCGCGCAAGAUCGCGUCGUGGAGCCCGCAGGAGAUCGAGUAUGAGCGGGUGAAUGACACGCGGCUGGGAGAUAAGAAAUAUACCUUUGUUUACAGCUUGUGA
Rasamsonia emersonii CBS 393.64 is the source of this 1506-nucleotide messenger RNA. RefSeq lists its product as uncharacterized. Gene Ontology annotation, biological process: transmembrane transport. Gene Ontology annotation, molecular function: transmembrane transporter activity. Gene Ontology annotation, cellular component: membrane. The transcript has 8 exons. Bases 1 to 1506 code for a protein of 501 amino acids. The record is from RefSeq and is a predicted model, not a curated record. Lineage: Eukaryota; Fungi; Ascomycota; Eurotiomycetes; Eurotiales; Trichocomaceae.